Panicum virgatum (switchgrass) is the source of this 1235-nucleotide messenger RNA. Its product is annotated as dehydration-responsive element-binding protein 2E-like. The record is from RefSeq and is a predicted model, not a curated record. Gene Ontology annotation, molecular function: transcription cis-regulatory region binding; DNA-binding transcription factor activity. Gene Ontology annotation, biological process: positive regulation of DNA-templated transcription; response to stress. NCBI's taxonomy places the organism in Eukaryota, Viridiplantae, Streptophyta, Magnoliopsida, Poales, Poaceae. Bases 159 to 1082 code for a protein of 307 amino acids. Gene Ontology annotation, cellular component: nucleus. The transcript has a single exon.
GCCCCUCGUCACACUCUCCUCACCCACUUCACUACGCUCCCGCUCCCUCCCGGCGGCCGGCGCUCAAAGUUCAAAACCCUCCUCCCCUCCACUUCAAAUUAAAUCCCUCCGCCCUCCACCAAGGUUCGCUCACGCCUCACUCGCUCGUUGCCUUGCCGAUGGAGAGCUACGGCGGCCGGAAGCGCGCGUGGAAGAAGGGCCCGACGCGGGGGAAGGGCGGCCCGCAGAACGCGGCGUGCGAGUACCGCGGCGUGCGCCAGCGGACGUGGGGCAAGUGGGUGGCCGAGAUCCGCGAGCCCAACAAGCGCACCCGCCUCUGGCUCGGCUCCUUCGCCACCGCCGAGGAGGCCGCGCUCGCCUACGACGAGGCCGCGCGCAGGCUCUACGGGCCCGGCGCCUUCCUCAACCUCCCCCACCUCCGCGCCUCCGUCACCGCCGCCGCCGCCGCCGCGCACCAGCGCCUCAGGUGGCUCCCGGCCUCCGCCCGGGGCGCCGCCGUCCCGGCAUACGGCCUCCUCAACCUCAACGCGCAGCACAACGUGCACGUCAUCCACCAGAGGCUGCAGGAGCUCAAGAACGGCGCGUCGCCCACCAAGCCCCCGCAGGGCCAGGGCGGCGCCAGAAUUAUUACUCCCCACCAGCAGCUCGUCCCUCCUCUCCCGGUCUCCACCGACACCAACGGCGGCGUCGCUGCCCACGCGGCUCUGCCGCCGCCCAUGUCCUGCUUCCAGGCCCUGGAGCAGGCGGUGGCCACGGCCACGACGGCGGCCGACGACGACACCGAGCCGUGCGAGGGCGCCUGCCCCGGCGCGGACAAGCCCCAGCUCGACCUCAGGGAGUUCUUGCAGCAGAUCGGCGUGCUCAAGGACGACGAGGACGCCGCAGCCACCAAAGGCAGCUUUCACGGUGAUGGCGAGGUUGGCUUCGGCGGCAACGGCGAGUUCGACUGGAACGCGCUGGCCGCGGACCUCAACGACAUCGCGGGCGGCGCCGUCGGCGUGAACGGAGGGUUCCAGAUGGACGAUCUGCAUGAGGUCGACCAGUUCGGAAGCUGCCUUCCCAUCCCUGUCUGGGACGUGUAAUCUGAGCCCAUGAUGCAAUGUCCUGCCUAUCUCUAUUUGCAUGCAUGCACAUGGGACCUCUCUCGUUACUUUUACCUUUCAAGCUAGCUAGCUCAUGUACGAAUCUGAUUCUGGGUGAUGAGUUUGGCAUGAUGAACUUUCAUCAAUUUGUUA